This is a messenger RNA of Capsicum annuum, 685 nucleotides long. Its product is annotated as superoxide dismutase [Mn], mitochondrial. Gene Ontology annotation, cellular component: mitochondrion. The coding region runs from base 1 to 558 and encodes 185 amino acids. NCBI's taxonomy places the organism in Eukaryota, Viridiplantae, Streptophyta, Magnoliopsida, Solanales, Solanaceae. The record is from RefSeq and is a predicted model, not a curated record. Gene Ontology annotation, molecular function: superoxide dismutase activity; metal ion binding. The transcript has 5 exons. Gene Ontology annotation, biological process: superoxide metabolic process.
AUGUGUGUGGAUUUCAUAAGAAAUCGUUCUUUUGUCCGAGUUGAUGAAUUUGUUUUGAAUUUUCACCCAGGUCAUAUUAAUCACUCAAUUUUCUGGAAGAACCUUGCCCCUGUCCGUGAGGGUAGUGGUGAGCCUCCAAAGGGUUCUCUUGGCUGGGCUAUUGACACUAACUUUGGUUCCCUGGAAGCUUUAGUAAAAAAGAUGAAUGCAGAAGGUGCUGCUUUACAGGGCUCUGUCUGGGUGUGGCUUGGUGUAGACAAAGAGCUUAAGCGCCUGGUGGUUGAAACCACUGCAAAUCAGGACCCUUUGGUUUCUAAAGGAGCAAAUUUGGUACCCCUUCUGGGUGUAGACGUUUGGAAACAUGCAUACUACUUACAGAAAUUAUGUGUUGGCUUUGCAAGAAAUAACUAUGGCGACGUGAACAAUGCUUCAACUAAAUUGUCAGAAAGAAAUCUGCAACUGUGGAGCGAAUUGUUUGUGUUUUUCUGUGAUUUUUUUUAUCUCCUUCAAAGCAUAUUCUUUCUCCUUCAAAGAGCGUAUCAGAUCAUCCAUGUGUAAAUGGUAGCAAGUGGCAAGUAGCUCAAUAUGUACAAUAUUAAGCUUCGGUUACUUCUCCUCCCCAUGUAUUCUCAUGCACAUUCUGAGAUUAAUAAUUUAUCUAUUCGUAUUAGCAACACUUUUGGAA